GUAGAGUUUAUUGCCAUUUCUACCUAGAUUUACACAACUGUAUCACCGCUUCUGACGUCAAAAUGGACGUCCCGUCACUUCUCAGAGAGCUGGCGGGGAAGGCGGGGAGCCCAGGAGCACGGGCCAGCGCCCCCCCAGCCCAGCGGGCUGGAGCACAGCCCCUGUCGUGGCUCUGCCCCGCGGUCAGCCCGGAUCCUCCCAGCGCUGCCGCACAGCUCUGCCCCGGUGCCUGCCAGAGAGGGGUCAAUCUGUCCCCUCCUUCGGGCUUCUCGCAGUGCUGGCCCCCCAGCCACAGCUGCUCGCCGUUCCAGUCUUGCCUCGAAUCCCCCAGCUGUACAGACAUGGGCACGGGCGGCCCAGAGCAGGGCAGCCCACAGCCUUGUGGGCACUGCUCACGCGUGUGUUUAUACAUUGAUACAGCUACAGAAGAUGCCCAAACUAAUAAAACAAGCUUUUUUUUUCCUUGUAAUCCCCACACUGAUGUGCGUACAGCCAUGCACUACGCCGCAACGGCCACCACCGGUGCUGCUCAGUCAGGUUUGGCUUCCAGCAUGCUCCUGGGUGGCGAGCGGGACAAAUCUGCAUUGCUCGCUAAACAACGGUCUUCCUCCAACGUCAGGCUUUGCCAGAAAGAGACCCCCCCCCCUGCACAGUGCAGCCAAGGCAGGGGACUCGGCGCACGCUCCUUCCAACCGUGGAUUCCCAUUAAAGUGCCAAAGGCCGCCUGGCACUGCCAGGGUGUUGUGGACGCCCAGGUUUCAGCAGAGCCUGGGACGGGCAGGCUACAGAUUUACUCCUGGCACACGGCGGGUUGGAUGGGGAGGGGGUCAGCUGCCCGCGUCUCCCUCGCAGAAGAGCAUCCUCAUGCAGGAGACGGCCGCUGGCUCUGCUGGCUGGCCAGGGUUGCCCAGGGUGGGCACGGCUCAGCGCCGGGGUCUGGCAGUCCUUCGUGUGAGAUGAAGGCAGAAACAAUUUUGCAGGAGAUUAAGUAGAAAGAG
Molecule: messenger RNA, 998 nt
Organism: Egretta garzetta (little egret)
Lineage: Eukaryota; Metazoa; Chordata; Aves; Pelecaniformes; Ardeidae
Exons: 2
Coding region: 63-992 (309 amino acids)
Source: RefSeq, a predicted model, not a curated record